CGGUUAUGGAGGGAGCUGAACUGCGUAAAGGGCCUUGGCACGAGGAAGAGGACGACCAGCUAGCUGCUUCUGUUGCUGUUUUGGGUGAUAAAAGAUGGGAUGCAUUAGCCAAAGCAUCGGGGCUAAGGAGGAGUGGCAAAAGCUGUAGACUGCGGUGGAUGAACUAUCUCCGUCCUAAUUUGAAGCAUGGCAACAUCUCUGUUGAAGAAGAGCGAAUUAUCAUCGAACUUCACCAGAAAUGGGGAAACAGGUGGUCGAAGAUUGCAAGGAGAUUGCCCGGAAGAACUGAUAACGAGAUAAAGAACUACUGGAGAAGUUACUCAAAGAAGAAAGCUCCACUAGUUGAGAAAGAAUGCGGUAGCACGAGACCAGAAUGUGCAACGAAAAGUCCAAUGAAGAGCGACAUAUGUGAUGCAAUGAGAUCACCUUAUGAGGUCAGGUUGACGGAGUGGAUGUCAAACUGGCCUACGGAUGGCUCCUUCGACUGCAAUGUUUACAGUCCGGAAUGGAUCUCCGGAGACUGGGAUAUUUCUCUCUGGGGUGGAGACUGAGAUUUAUGUACUAUUACUAUAAUCA
Messenger RNA from Salvia hispanica, 576 nucleotides. RefSeq names its product myb-related protein MYBAS1-like. NCBI's taxonomy places the organism in Eukaryota, Viridiplantae, Streptophyta, Magnoliopsida, Lamiales, Lamiaceae. Gene Ontology annotation, biological process: regulation of DNA-templated transcription. The record is from RefSeq and is a predicted model, not a curated record. Gene Ontology annotation, molecular function: sequence-specific DNA binding; DNA-binding transcription factor activity. Gene Ontology annotation, cellular component: nucleus.